Molecule: messenger RNA, 2353 nt
Organism: Mus musculus (house mouse)
Lineage: Eukaryota; Metazoa; Chordata; Mammalia; Rodentia; Muridae
Gene: Opalin
Product: oligodendrocytic myelin paranodal and inner loop protein
Exons: 6
Coding region: 78-509 (143 amino acids)
Cellular component (GO): plasma membrane; Golgi apparatus
Source: RefSeq, marked validated
AGCUGGUGCCCUACAAAUGGGAGACAAAGACCUGCAGUGCCAGUGAGAGAGAAGCCUGCCAAGGGGGCCUGUCAGAAAUGAGUUUUUCACUGAACUUUACACUGCCAUCGAAUACGACAUCCUCUCCAGUUGUCACGAGUGCCAAAGCCACAGACUGUGGUCCCUCUAUUGGACUGGCAGCCGGAAUCCCAUCCCUGCUGGCCACAGCCCUGCUGGUGGCUUUGCUGUUUACCUUGAUCCAGCGAAGAAGAACCAUCGAUGAUGAGCCCGUAGAGGAGACUGAGAUACCAUGUGAAAUUUCAGAACUCUAUGACAAUCCCAAAAUAUCUGAGAAUCCUAGGCGGUCACCCACACAUGAAAUGAACCCACGGGGCAGCCAAGAAGGGCACAUAUAUGUGAAGACUGUCUCGGGAAGCGAGGAGCCCCUGCCGGACACCUACCGUCCUCCUGAAGAACUAGAAAGGAGAAGAGGACUUUGGUGGCUUGUACCCAGCCUGAGCCUAGAAUGAUGUCACCGCAUCAGGGAGCAGACCCAGAGCUGGAUCAGGGCUGAAAACCUGGAAUCUGUGCUCAGGGUUCAUGCUUGGAGAGGCGAGGAGUCAGCUGCCUCUCACUCAACAUCAAUUUCAUUUAUAGAUCCAAGACACAUCUGGCUGCCUUGCCCCUUUAGGGGAUGGUUGCAGGCAGGUUCAUUCGAUCUCAGACCUUGCAGGGUAAUCAGCAAGGCGACCCAGGUGAGUCGACUAUGUGUCCAGAUGAGCCCCGUAUGUCCUGUUUCUGAAUCGAGAGAAGUCUGCCUUUGGGAAACGGCUUGGCUCCCGAGUGUCCUGCCUUCUCCUCUACCUGCUCCAAAUGUUAUCAUUUAAAAAAUAAUAAAGCUUUGAGAGUUGGCUUUUUUGGGGGGUGCAUUGACCAAGGCCAGCUUGGCACAAGUUAGGACAGGCAUAAAACCUAACCAAAGACAUGUGACAGAAGCCAUUUCUUCCUUUUGAAUAUCUCAGGAUAAAGCUCGCAUGGAGCCGUCCAUGCCCCGACACAAGGAAGUAUGUGGCUGAUUUGUGUCAUACAGCUGAGAAUGAGCUAGGCACUCCCUAGUCAGACGUGCUGCUGAGCACUUUGAGAAGUCAGAUGAGCUCAUCUACCCUCCCCGAGCCUGUUUUGGGUUCUGUGCUUCCUUUGGCCACUGGAAAAAUUACAGCAGGAAUAAAGGAAGCAAUUUCCACUUAGUAGACACUAGAGAUAUCAAUCCUCUUCACCCAGUUCUUCCCACAUCUUCCCAUCCUACUUAUCAUCCAUCCAGAGUCACAAAGUCGACAAGGAAAUCUAAACCUUCUCUGUGGCCUGUAAUCUGAAUUUUUGACAUUUAAAAAUAACUCUAGUGGUCACUGGCAGUCUCCUCACUUCGACUCUGCACACCAUUUUUUUCCCCUUGGGUGUCAACCAAGUUCCAAAUCACAAGUACAGAGAUCUGUGUUACACAUUACAUAUUAACCUUUAGGAUGCUCGAGUCCUGGAUGGUUAAUCUUCACUGUCAACUCAAUGGGAUUGAGAAUCACCAAGGAGACACACCUCCAGAAAGAUUUAACUGAGUAAGAAGAUCCACCUGAAUGUGGCCCAGCAUCAUUCCAUAGCCUGGGGUUCUGGGAAUUCAAGUUGAGCAUGCAGAACUCAUCACUAUCCUUCCUGACGACAGAUAAAGUGUUUGGCCAGCUACCCCACACUCCUGCUGCCACACCUUUCUUGGACUGAACCAAAAUAAAUACCUCCACCCUUAAGUUGACUUUAUCAUAACACUGAGAGAAGUAAGCUAAUAUAAAACUGAUAUUCAUGUUUUAAUGACUUUUCUUUGUAAUGAGCCAUUUGCUUUGAAGUACCAUAAAGAAAAGAUGUUUGUGAGGGAGAGGCAUCAAGAGGACCAAAGAUGAACACAGGAGCAAAGGGAUGGGUUGGGAUAGCUACACCUGCUAUGCAAGGGACAUCUAGGGACAACUUCACCAGUUCGGGCCUGAUCUUUGCCUUCACUUCCCCAGACAGUUUCCUUGUGACCUUCUAGUGCACAGCCACUGCCUUGAAAUACACCAUGCUUCACAGUGGGAGAGCUGAGGCCUCAGGGCAUCUCUAGAAACAUCCAUGGUCUCCUUGAGCCACCUUGAUAUCCCAGAGAACCAACUCUUCUUGCAUGGGGCCUCUGGUUGUUUAGAAAUAGUUGGAUUUCUUGAGCUAUAGGGAAUGGUUCUGUAAACCCAAUGACCAUCACAUGUUAACAGCUGCCUUUCAAAGCCCCUCUGAAAUUCAAUUUUGGGUUAUUUCAUGGGCUCAGGUCUUAGAUAAACACAUUUGAACAUCUUCAAUC